Molecule: messenger RNA, 2353 nt
Organism: Corythoichthys intestinalis (scribbled pipefish)
Lineage: Eukaryota; Metazoa; Chordata; Actinopteri; Syngnathiformes; Syngnathidae
Product: polypeptide N-acetylgalactosaminyltransferase 15-like
Exons: 11
Coding region: 50-1777 (575 amino acids)
Biological process (GO): protein O-linked glycosylation
Cellular component (GO): Golgi apparatus
Molecular function (GO): polypeptide N-acetylgalactosaminyltransferase activity
Source: RefSeq, a predicted model, not a curated record
UUAAGAACUAAAGAGCAAUAUGGGCUAAGUUGCGGUUUCUCUGUCCAAUAUGGGACAACUCAGGAGGAUGCUAUGCUUGUGGUUGUUGCUCCUCGGAUUCACUUUGGUCCUGUUGAUAGUCUCCGACCUUUUUCACAGAGAGAACGAGAGCUCUCUUCAGGAUUUUGACAGCCCGCGACAUCGCUUCCGCGGGAACCCCGGGCCGCCGGACGACUUGGAGCUGAUAGGAGACGCGACAUUGGAGCUCCUUCCUGAACUCGUCCCUAUCAGCUCGUUGAAAGAAGAUCAGCUUUUGUUUGUGGCGUCCACGCAGGAGACAGAAAGCAAGAAGUGGAGUUACAGGGUGCUCUUGCCUGCGGCGAGGAAGGCGGAGGAGGAGGGCGCACCGGAUCGCUCGUUGCCUGAGGCGCGACAUCCAAAGUGUCUCGGCGACCAAUACAGUGAGUCACUGCCUUCUGCCAGUGUCAUCAUCUGCUUUCACGACGAGGGUUGGUCCACUCUUUUACGCACGCUGCACAGCGUCCUCAACACGGCACCGCGAGCGUUCUUAUUGGAGCUCCUCCUUGUGGAUGACCACAGCACGCACGAUCACUUGAAGACUCGGCUCUCUGAAUAUACGUCCCAUCUGGACGGGGUGCGAUUAAUACGCAGCGAUAAGCGUCUCGGUGUCGGUGGGUGCCGCAACCUGGGCGCGUCCGAAGCUUCUGGGGAGGUGCUGGUCUUCAUGGACUCCCACUGUGAAUGUCAGAAAGGCUGGCUGGAACCACUCCUGGAGCGGGUGGCUCAGGACAGGACCCGAGUUGUUUCCCCCAUUAUGGAUGUGAUUCACCGGGAGACUUUCCAGUACAGCGCUACCCAGUGGCCAGUGUGGGGAGUCUUCAACUGGAAUUUGGAGUUUUCCUGGGAGUCCAAACCGCAAGUGCUGGACGACGAAUCAGACUUGGCGGUGGAAGCUGCGCUGAGUCCAGCUUUAGGAGGAGUUCUGGCCAUUGACAGGCAUUUCUUCCACAAUGUGGGAGCCUUUGAUCCUGGUAUUCUGCUGCGGGGAGGGGAACAAAUUGAGCUGUCAAUCCGGGUCUGGUUAUGUGGAGGUUCCAUGGAGGUGGUCCCCUGCUCUCGUGUGGCUCACCUGGACCACUCCCUCCCUUCCCAAGACCAUGAGCAGCUCGAGAGGAACAAAAUCCGCGUAGCUGACACCUGGUUGGAUAAUUACCGGAGUAUCUUCUACAGGCGGGACACACUGGCGCAUUUUAUUCGGCAGUCUGAGAGGCCCAAUAUUACCGAACGUUUGCAGCUGAUGAAGAAGUUGGGUUGUCGGGACUUUCAUUGGUACCUAACGACAGUUUAUCCUCAGCUUUAUGUUCCGCAAGAUCGACCCGAACUUUCAGGCGAGAUGUACAACGUCGCAGUCGGCGGAUGCGUCGACCGACUCCCGGGUCGAGACGCUAUGAUUCUGGCGCCGUGCACCGGCACUGGAAGUCAGCAUUGUGAUUUCAACUCGGACGGAGAAGUAAGAUGGGGCCCCGCGGGGGCUCUGUGUUUGGACGCCGUCGGAGAACAGGUGGUCCUCUCUGAGUGUCAGCGAGCGAUUGGUGAAAGACUUCAGUGGACGUACAUAAAGUCGAGUGGCCAGUUGCUCCACCGACUGUCCCAGUUGUGCGUGGAGGCACUGAAGGACGGACAGCACCCGGGGAGUGGUGCGGGUGACCUGGUCUUGCGGUCGUGCACACAUCAUCCCGCGCAACAGUGGCAUUUUGAGCAACUGGUGUCUCCCUAAUGAGGAAUGAUAAAGAGUCGUGACAUGUGUGACAAGGUUAUAAGUGAGAUCCUGCUGGAUAUCCUGCACAAAGUGAUGCGAAUACUCCGGGUAGAGAUCCAGCACUUCAUACAGCCCCUUCAAGUUAAUACACUGGAGGUCACAGUAGGUCAGCGCUUUGACAUCCGCGUUGGUUUUUAUCACUCGCUCGUCCAAGGACAGGUUCGCCCCGAUCAGGUCGCCUUUACCUGUUCGGGACACACACGAGUGAGUCUUUCCGAGGCGUGUCCUCAGUUGAGUUUGCUACACCUUCAUUCAAUGACCUUCACAAAGGACGGGGACUAAAAACGCCAAGUCUUGCAUCGUAAACAAUGUAAUUGUUGAUUCAAGGCGAGAUGUUUUGUGCUUGGAAAUUCCCCAUUAUGGGAAUCAGAUGGUUUUGGAUAAUUUUUCAGAUUAGCUUUGAGAAUUGAGACUUCUGCUAUAAUUACACUGCUUCUGACUAGAAUCAUAGAUUUCAUAAGAUGGUUUCUUCUGUCUUUUAUAAUUAAAAAAAUUACAUUUUCAAAAAUAAAACAGAACACCUUUAAGUUUAAA